GGCGCCCUCUCGCCUCUCUCGUCCCCUCACACCAGCAACCCACGUUGGAGCAGCAGCAGAGAGCCGGAGCGCCACCAGCCAUCCGAUCAAAACACACAGAUCAAUCCGAUGGCUCUCGCUCUCUCCGGUUCCUCGGCUGCUGCCCGCGCGCUGGCCCAGCUGCUGGCCCCGUCCACCAGAAGCUACGCGGCGGCGGCGGCGUCCGGGGCGAUGAGGCGCGCGGCGGCGGCGGACGGGAAGGCGGCGGGCGAGGGCAAGGAUGCCGCCGGCGCCGACGCCUCGUGGGUCCCCGACCCCGUGACGGGCCACUACCGCCCGGCCAACCGCGCCGCCUCCGCCGACCCCGCCGACCUCCGCGCCGCCCACCUCGGCCGCACCUACGCCCGGGCUUGAGAGGGCCCCCCAUGCGGACCUCGACCUCUACUCUCGUCCAGCGCGCGCCAUGAGUAUCCGGGAGAUCAGAUGGGACGAUGGAAGGAGGUUUGUUGUGGUCUGCCGCUACCGACGUUCCCGCGCGCGCUCUCUCGUCUCGACAGUUGCCGGCCGCGGCGGCUAAUUCAAUGAUAGCUUCAUCUUACGCCGGAGAGAUCGAUGGAAGAAAAGGGCGGCGGUGGCUUGGCUUAUUACUGCCUGUUCUCGGCUUGUGUGUGUGUGCGGGCUGGAUGCCCUGUUCUACUACUAUCGUUCGUGUUUCCAGAUGUUUUACUCCGUGUGGAGCAGGGCUUGUACUACCUUUUGCUUGUAUUCCGCUUAAUGAUCUAUCACUCGUAAUAAUGGAUGAAUUCGCAGCUUUCCUUUCCCUAAA
Molecule: messenger RNA, 805 nt
Organism: Brachypodium distachyon (stiff brome)
Lineage: Eukaryota; Viridiplantae; Streptophyta; Magnoliopsida; Poales; Poaceae
Product: late embryogenesis abundant protein Lea5
Exons: 1
Coding region: 109-393 (94 amino acids)
Biological process (GO): response to stress
Cellular component (GO): mitochondrion
Source: RefSeq, a predicted model, not a curated record